UCGGGUCGCAGUUCAGGUCUCAAAAAAUCAUCUCUUGGUGGGUGACGGCGGUGACGGUUGAGCGCCAUGAAGUGCAGUGCCUUUCGCUUGGUCCUUGGCUUUACGGGACUGGCGGCCUUUCUGACUGUGGUGUCCAAUCUGCGGCAGUUGCAGGCUCACCGGGAGGACUGGCCCAAUGGACCUGAUGCACUGGACGAGACGCCCGAAGAGGUGCUGACAGCACCCACCACGCGACUGGACCGGUCCGGUGAAGCCCGGGCGCCGGAGACGUGGAUCAUCUUGCUCGCAUUCCAGCGAUCCGGCACACACUGGCUCACCCAGGAACUCAGUCGCCAUCCCUGCAUCUACGUGGCUGGAGAGAUCCUAUUGGCUCCUGGGCUUAAGGAAGACUGGUGGUCGCCGCAGAAGCGACGCGCUGGCAUCAAGACCUUUUACAACAUCUCCUUAACGCCGGAGGAGGCCACACUGGAGCUGCCAGCGGUGAGUGGCCAGUGGGCCACAGAAGCCGCGAAGGCCCUAGCCGCUGGAAAGUUCAUCCGUGGAUUUAACUGGAAGGUGAGUCAAGGCUUCCUUCAAGAUCUGCCCUGGAUCAAAAGCUUCAUCGCUGGGCACAAGGUGAAGCUCAUUUGGCUGCAGCGCCACAACAUGCUCCGGCGCUACUUGUCGAUGAUGUCCAACCGUCGCUUCCUGGUGGCGGCCACCACGGACCAGAGCGAGGCCAAACGCAUCAAGAAGGAAAAGGUGCCGAUCCCGGUGCCCAAGUUGUUGAAGGACCUCAAAGCCCGAGAAGAGGAGGUGAAGGAAUUGCAGCUUUUCUUCAAAGAGCUCAAGGGCGAUGGCCACGAGGUCUUGCAAGUGGUCUAUGAGGAGCUUGCCGACCGGAUGGAUCAGAUCCGCGGCUGGACGGUCAAAGACACCGGCUGCAGCGUCGCUGGCGAGACGGCCACGGAGUCGGAGCCCGGGUAUCAGAAACUGCAUCCUGGAAACAUCUCAGACAUGGUGGAGAAUUGGAAGGAAGUGGUCGCCGCCUUGAAGAAGACAAAGUGGGAGUGGAUGUUGAACAGCUGAG
Messenger RNA from Durusdinium trenchii, 1069 nucleotides. The record is from the annotation of a GenBank genome assembly. NCBI's taxonomy places the organism in Eukaryota, Dinophyceae, Suessiales, Symbiodiniaceae.